UCCUAGGAGAAACACCCAGCAGCUGCCCUGAUCCUCUCUUCCUCUCUCCCCUCCUGCUCCCCAGAGAUAAGAGGUGCAGCCCAUUGGCAGGUGGCGGUGGGGAGACAAGUUCUGCCUGUCUAGAGAGGCACUGACCUGAAAAAUAGUGCCAGGAUUUUAACAAACUACCCAAUGGAUCUUAAAGACACCACCAGCGAGGGCAGCAUGGGAAGCCUGGAGCCCUCCAGCAUCCAGAUGUUUGCCAACACUUCCUCCCUCCAUGGGAUCCGCUACAUUUUUGUCUAUGGGCCGGUGACGAUACGGCGGUUGCUGUGGACCGUGGCAUUUGUGGGGUCGCUGGGUCUCCUCCUGGUGGAGAGCUCGGAUCGGGUGGCUUUCUACUUCUCCUACCAGCAUGUCACUAAAGUGGACGAAGUGGUGGCCAACAGCCUGGUUUUCCCCGUGGUCACCAUCUGUAAUCUCAAUGAGUUCCGCUUCUCCAGACUCACCACCAAUGACCUGUACCACGCUGGGGAGCUCCUGGCUUUGCUGGACGUGAACCUGCAGAUUCCGGAGCCCUACCUGGCUGACCCAGCUGUCCUGGCCGCUCUCCAGGAAAAGGCCAACUUUAAGCAAUACAAACCGAAAGUUUUCAACAUGCAGGAGUUCUUGGGGCGCGUGGGGCAUGACCUGAAGGAUAUGCUGCUGUACUGCAAGUUCAAAGGUCAGGAGUGCAGCCAGAAGGACUUCAAAACUGUGAGUGCGGACAGAGCUUCUGCUUCCUUCUCUUCUCUGGGUGUGCGGCCGGGCGUGGGGGUGGAGAAUCCAGCAGGUGGUUAA
Messenger RNA from Chelonoidis abingdonii (Abingdon island giant tortoise), 819 nucleotides. Lineage: Eukaryota; Metazoa; Chordata; Testudines; Testudinidae. The record is from RefSeq and is a predicted model, not a curated record.